AUGUUUCUCCUAUCUGAUCUUGUUUCACUUGAUCUCUCCAACAAUCUCCUAAGCAUGCCCCAACAUGGUUUCAAUAAGCUGUUGCAAAAUUUAACGAAAUUAAGAUAUCUUCACCUUGAAACUGUUGGCAUGUCUACUGUUUCAACUGGUUCUUUAGUAAAAUUGUCUUCUUCUUUGAUAUCCCUCAACCUUAGGUUAACUGGGGUGCAAGGCAAAUUUCCAAGUGAAAUUUUUCUAUUUCCAUUUCUCCAGCAGCUAAUGUUGUCACUAAAUGGAGGGAUCACAGGUAAUUUGCCAGAAUUUAAUAAGAGCAGUCCUCUCAGAGUAUUGGAUCUCUCUUACACAAAUUUCUCAGGAAAAUUACCUGAGACAUUUGGCAAUCUUAUGUACUUAAAUUAUCUGUCUCUUUCUAAUUGCAAUUUCCAAGGGUCACUUCCAUCAUCGCUAGAAAACCUUGCAGAAAUCACCUACAUGGAUUUGUCAUGGAACGGUUUUACUGGUCAAGUCCCAACUUCAUUAUCUAAACUUGUCCAGCUCACUUGGCUAUCUCUUACACACAACAAUUUUUCUGGAAAAUUUCCAGAUGUUUUGGGUAAUCUUAGUAAAUUAGAGACUUUAGCUCUCUCCGUUAAUAAUUUCAGUGGUCAGUUGCCAACAUCAAUAUUCAGCCUGAAUGGACUUCUUUACUUGGACUUUUCUUAUAAUCAAUUUCAAGGUCAAUUUCCUAGUCGGAUAAGCGGUCUUCCAUAUCUAGGUGGCAUCAAGUUAAAUAAUAAUCUUCUAAGUGGCAAAGUACCGGCAUGGUUGUUUACUCUGACAUCUUUGGAGAGUAUAGAUCUUUCCCACAAUAAACUCACAGGUCCGAUGGAGCAGUUCCAGCACCCUGGUCCAAUAAUUAAUGUUGAUUUGAAUGAUAACGAGAUUUGUGGUCCAAUUCCAGAUUCGAUUUUUCAACUUUUGGAUCUCAUAGAGCUAGCGCUUGCAAACAAUAACUUCAGUGGCAAUGUGCAGGUAGAGAUGCUUUCAGAGCUCAAAAAUCUGACGCAUAUUGAUCUUUCAUAUAAUGCGCUUUUGUCAGUAACUGGAAAGGUCAUCUUGCCCCAGCUUAAUGAAGUCUUUUUAUCUUCUUGCAGCUUAACUGAAGUCCCGAUUUUCUUGGGCACUGUAAGUUAUUUAAAUCUAGACCUUUCCAAUAACUCAAUCUAUGGCCGAAUUUCCCAAUUGGCGCUUGGAAAUUAUUCCAACUUGUCUUACCUAAAUCUGUCACACAAUUUACUUACCAGUGUUGAGUACAUUUCAUCCAUGGUCAACCUUGAAAUUCUUGACCUUUCAUCCAACUUACUCCGAGGACAACUUGUGGAUCUACCAUCGACGCUUUCGUUCUUCUCAACUUCAAACAAUGAUCUGACAGGAGUGAUCCCUCCAUCAUUUUGUAAUAUGAGUGAAGUUGAAUCUCUUGACUUGUCCUAUAAUGGCUUAAGUGGAAACAUUCCAGAAUGUCUUGUGAAAAGCAAUGCACAGUUCGAGUUUUUGAAUUUGGCAAUGAACAACUUCCAUGGUAGUAUAAAAUCUCUGACGUUUCCCAAUCAAUGUGGUGUGACAGCUCUUAUGCUUAACGACAAUCAGUUGGAGGGACCAUUACCAUCCUCUUUGGUUAAUUGCCAAGGUUUGGAUAUCCUUGAUGUUGGGAAUAACAGGAUUAAUGAUAGCUUUCCGAAUUGGUUAGUAAACUUUCAAUAUCUUGAAGUACUUAUUUUGAGAUUUAAUCAGUUUCAUGGUCCCAUUGGCAAUUCCAGCACAAUAUUUCUCUUCCCUUGGUUAAGAGUACUGGACCUCUCUCACAAUCAAUUUUCUGGUAUUUUACCAACAAGCUUUUUUGAACCUACAACAAAUGUAUACAUGGAUGUUUACAAACUCGAUUACAUGCACUCACUUUUUGGUUCAUAUUUUUCAAUGACGUUGUUUGUAAAAGGUGUCGAGACCCAAAUAAAAAAGAUUUUAUCAAUCUUUACAAGCAUAGAUCUUUCUAACAACCUAUUUGAAGGGAAAAUUCCAAAGGUAUUUAAAUAG
Molecule: messenger RNA, 2070 nt
Organism: Mangifera indica (mango)
Lineage: Eukaryota; Viridiplantae; Streptophyta; Magnoliopsida; Sapindales; Anacardiaceae
Product: receptor-like protein 34
Exons: 1
Coding region: 1-2070 (689 amino acids)
Molecular function (GO): protein binding
Source: RefSeq, a predicted model, not a curated record